Mesoplodon densirostris (Blainville's beaked whale) is the source of this 1638-nucleotide messenger RNA. RefSeq names its product mitochondrial rRNA methyltransferase 2 (gene MRM2). The record is from RefSeq and is a predicted model, not a curated record. Gene Ontology annotation, molecular function: rRNA (uridine-2'-O-ribose)-methyltransferase activity. Lineage: Eukaryota; Metazoa; Chordata; Mammalia; Artiodactyla; Ziphiidae. Gene Ontology annotation, biological process: RNA methylation. Gene Ontology annotation, cellular component: mitochondrion. The transcript is spliced from 3 exons. Bases 40 to 777 code for a protein of 245 amino acids.
GGCACUUCCGGUGGCGGCAGCUGGAGCAGGUCGGCGUUCAUGGCCAGGUCCUUGAAGCUGGUGUGGGCUUCCUUUCGGCGUCAACGGUUCCACGCCAGUGGAAGUUGCUUCAAGGGCCGGACCGGCGCUGAGCACCUGUGGCUGAUGCGGCAUCUGAGGGACCCGUUUGUGAAGGCUGCGAAGGUGGAGAGUUACAGGUGUCGAAGUGCCUUCAAGCUCCUGGAGGUGAACGAGAGGCACCGGAUUCUGCGGCCCGGCCUCCGGGUGUUGGACUGUGGCGCCGCUCCUGGCGCGUGGAGCCAGGUGGCUGUGCGGAGCGUCAACGCUGCAGGCACAGAUCCCAGUGCUCCUGUUGGCUUUGUGCUUGGGGUAGAUCUCCUUCACAUAUUCCCCCUGGAAGGAGCAACUUUUCUGUGCCCUGCUGAUGUGACUGACCCAAGAACCUUCCAGAGAAUCCGAGAACUGCUUCCUGCUGGGAGAGCAGAUGUGAUUCUGAGUGACAUGGCACCCAACGCUACAGGGAUCCGGGGCCUCGACCACGACAGGCUCAUCAGCUUGUGCUUGUCCCUUCUGGACAUGGCUCCAGAAGUCCUGCACCCUGGGGGAACAUUCCUGUGUAAAACCUGGGCUGGAAGUCAAAGCCAUCGGUUACAGAAGAGACUGACAGAGGAAUUCCAGAAAACAAGGACUGUAAAACCUGAAGCCAGCAGGAAAGAAUCAUCAGAGGUGUACCUCUUGGCCACACAGUACCAAAGAGGGAAGGGGGAAGGUCUGUGAAGGAAUGAGAGUUUCUUCUGCUGUUUCUGGUUCUUUUUCACUGCAAAUGUAGCUUGAGCCCUUUCCUGAAGUGUGGCUGGGGAGAUCCGAGCUUGAUCUGGGAUGCAGCAGGCAGGACAAAUGGGGGACCUUUUUUUAAGCCCAAAAGAUAUGACAAAACUAUAUUCAGUGUCCAAGACAUAUGAUAAAAAAAGUCUCUAUAACAUGAUUCGUGAAGAGGAAGAGAUAGGCAAAGAUUAAAGGAUGAAAAGGCAGACUGAGGGAAGGAUAAAAACACUGGGAGGCAGAGAAACACACGGACACCUUUAUGUAACUUUCUCUUCAUACCCACGUUAGUAUGUUACAGAGAAACAGGCUUCCACCCUUGCUUGGAAACAACCCACAGGUUUCCAGGUGUUAUUUUGGGUUUACCGUGUAAUGUAGAAAAAAUCUGAAGUUUCAGUCUGGGGAUUUGUGUCCAUCUCUCUGGCGAAUGAUCUGGAAAUACAUCCAUUCUUCAAGCAGUGAGAGUUCUCAGAACAAUUAGGGAAGACAUUUGGUAUGAAUUAUGCAUGGAUGGGUGUGGUUUGUUUUUUCACUGGAAUUGUUGCUGUAAUACUCCAGCCUCCAAAGACUUAAAGGUAAGUGCCAAAGCAAGCAGAGAAGUGGUGUGUUCGUUUAUUUCCUUUUACUCUUCCAGGAACUGGAUGCAACUUUACAAAACAAUGUAGGCCGUAUUAUUUAUGGAAUUUCCAUGUUUUUAAGUUCAUCUUUUGAAAAAUUAAUUUCUUCAAAACCACUUCCUGGAGGUGUGCUCAUCUCUUAAGAAGAGUUUAUUGAUUGUAAGGAUGAUUAAAUGUGUAGACCGAAAAAAAAAACGCA